AUGGAGGAACGUUCAACUACGAAUUUGAAUAGACUUGAAGCAUUUCACCGCGAGCAUGUGAAUAAACAAGCGGAAUUUGUUGAUCCAUUAGUUGAAGACCAAUAUACCCAGCAUGUAAUCGACUCCGGUGGUGAUCCAGACUCUAUUGAUUGGAUCACAAUGUUUGAGAAGCUGUUAUAUGCUCGAAGGGGGAAUGAUGUGGAUGUCAAUGCUUCUCUCCAAAACCCGACGUUUGUGACGACAAUUGGAGAUAUUAUUUGCUCAUUUAAGAACCAAGUAAACAACCACGGAGAAGAUGAAGAUGCCUAG
This is a messenger RNA of Lactuca saligna, 309 nucleotides long. The record is from the annotation of a GenBank genome assembly. NCBI's taxonomy places the organism in Eukaryota, Viridiplantae, Streptophyta, Magnoliopsida, Asterales, Asteraceae.